Messenger RNA from Penicillium riverlandense, 1122 nucleotides. Its product is annotated as caspase family protein. The transcript is spliced from 7 exons. Lineage: Eukaryota; Fungi; Ascomycota; Eurotiomycetes; Eurotiales; Aspergillaceae. Gene Ontology annotation, biological process: proteolysis. The coding region runs from base 1 to 1122 and encodes 373 amino acids. Gene Ontology annotation, molecular function: cysteine-type endopeptidase activity. The record is from RefSeq and is a predicted model, not a curated record.
AUGUCCCGCAAGAAGGCCCUCCUGAUCGGCAUCAACUACACCGGUUCCAAGCACCAGCUAAACGGCUGCAUAAAUGAUGCCAUGAACGUGCGCGAAUACCUGGUUCGCGAACGUGGUUUCUCCCCAGACCCGCGAGAAAUGGUUAUCUUGACCGAUGCGCCGCAGAAUCGCGGCACGCCAUUCUUCCCCACGGGCGCCAAUAUGCUGGCUGCCUUUCGGUGGCUGGUUACGGGCAAUAAUCCGGGCGACUCGGUGUGGUUGUCGUAUUCGGGCCAUGGGAGCCAAGUGCGAGAUCCGGAUGGGGAUCGAGAUUCUGGCUUCGAUGACACUAUCUGUCCCGUUGACUUCGAACAGAAUGGACAGAUUACGAGCGACACGCUACACAAAGUGAUCGUCUCCCCCAUGAACCCGCGAUGCCGCUUAACGAUCCUCUUCGACUGCUGCCACUCCGGCUCAGCAGUGGAACUGCCCUACGUGUUCAAGCCCGACGCCGAGGGCCGGGUGAACAUGAUGGGCAACGUCAAAGAGGGUCUGUCGCUAGCUAGGGAGGCAUCGGGUCUGCUCCACGGCGGAUUCUCCAUUGACAAGGUCCACGAUGUCGAGGCGCUGAUUGGGCGCGGAACGUCCCUGCUGCGUAAAUUCCAGCACCCGGAUGCGCCCUCUGAUGAGAAUGGACUCGCGGAUGAGAAUUUCGUCGAGGAUUGGCGUAAUGAGGGCAAGGAUGUGUGGAUGUUUAGUGGGUGUGCGGAUGAUCAGACAUCGGCCGAUACGAGUAUGCAGGGUCUUGCGACAGGCGCAAUGUCGUGGGCUUUCAUCCACACCAUGAGGGCCCAUCCGCGCCAGAGUUAUGUGCAGGUCCUGCAAAAUACUAGGAAUCUGCUGCAGUCUAAGUACUCGCAGGUUCCUCAGCUAUCUAUUGGUGGGACGCUCAAAGGCCACUUUGAUUCCUUCAACGUUGUACCGUCGGCUGAGGAACGCAUUGUGUGGGUUGUGUCACAACAGCACUCAAGCUUGACCAUUGCAUAUCAAGAUGAACCCCACGAGAAAGUCGCUCACAUCGUUUGGAAUCUUGAUAGCCAGUCUCCUAGGGGCGAGAACUUUGCGAAGCAAAUAGGGAAGUGA